Messenger RNA from Planococcus citri (citrus mealybug), 1683 nucleotides. RefSeq lists its product as uncharacterized. NCBI's taxonomy places the organism in Eukaryota, Metazoa, Arthropoda, Insecta, Hemiptera, Pseudococcidae. The transcript has 3 exons. The record is from RefSeq and is a predicted model, not a curated record. The coding region runs from base 284 to 1462 and encodes 392 amino acids.
CGAUGGCGGUGUGUGUGUGUGUGAUGGUUUCUGGAGUUUCUGGCUUGUUUAAUUUAAUUAAUUCUAAUUCCUUUUUAGUUUUUUCUUCAAUUUUUGAAUAGGCUGUGAGCUUAGUUUCAACUUUCAAAAAACAAGUUUAAGUUUCAAGUGCUUCUUUUUUCGAAAUUCAAAGUUCUCGACACUCGAAGGCUGAUUUUAGAACUCGGUGGUUUUGAAACGCGCUUCGUAAUUGUUAUUUUAUUAAUUGUUGAAUGCAGAAAUUUCAUCGACUCCACUCGCCGAAAUGACUUCAAACGAUGAACCUUUCGAUCCAUCUAAGCUGGAAAUGCCAGCAUGCAUUUGGCUACAAUUCGGUACUCUGAAAGUAGCCGCAGUCGUUUCAACAGGUUGUUGGUUAUCUCUAAUGUCUCGAGAAAUGUACGAAAAAAUUCACCGCACCAGUUCUCCCAAUCUCAUCAAGAAAGAAUCGAAUCGAUCCGAUAUCAAAAUUCACGACGGUUGCGGUGGUACAACAGAAAUAUUCAAAGAAGUCCAUUUAAACGUUACGAUUGAGAAUCACCCGGUACCAGUCAAAGUAAACGUCGUUCGUAAACUCAUCUUCGAUAUCGUACUCGGUGGCGAAUUCAUUGGAAGCGUGAAAGGUAUUUUUCACUACGGACUCGGAGCAUUCAAAUGGCAACUCAACGAUAAGAUCAUCGUCAGCAACUUCAUUACUGAUCGAAAAGACUUGAAUAUUAAUCACAACGAUUCGAAGGGGAUGACUCAUAACAAUGAAUCCAAGUCGAACUCGAAUCGACACAUUGAGAACUUUUUUUCUUCGAUGAGUGUUCCUGAAAGUAACCCUUCUAAACCAUCAACUUCGAUGAGUGUUCCUGAAACUGAAAGUAACCCUAAACCAUCAACUUCCGACGACAAAAACAACGACGACGAAACAGAAGAACCAGAGGAAUGCGUUGAUUACCUCGAAGCUAAAAUCGCUCGCGAAAUAUCCGCUACCACCAAAAGUAUCUCUAAUUGGAGAAAUGUCUACGUAAUGACUAAAGAACUAGUGGGACUGUUCGAAGACAAUUCCAUGGGUUACAACGGUAUAUUCUGGUCCAAAGGCAAUAAAUUCAACGUCGUUUUCGGUACGAACUUGGAAGGCACUCAUAUCGAAAAUUUCCAUCUUAUUGCCAUCUCAAAGGUUAUCCAAACUGCUAAGGAUAAUAAUUGGAAAUGUCUGCGUAUCAUUUCGAAUAACGAAUUCGUCACUCGUGUUUUCAAUUUCGCAUUGUGUUCCGGUGUUCGAAAAAUACCCAGAGAGAAAGGUCUCGAGUUUCUAGACUAUCGUGCCUUUAGAUACAUUUUAAAUAACGCCGAUUACGUUUAUCCUUUGGUUUUCGAGUACGUGCCCAAUACUACCGAAGUUUCGGAAAUGCGUAAAUUAGAAAGACUCAUCGAUUUGCAUAUUACCGGACAUUGAAAGCCCAUCGAGCUGGCUUAUAAGCUUUACUUAUUUUUGUUUAAUUAAGUAGGUACGAGUUGUUUAAAAUUUUGACGAAGAAGACUCAUCUUGACUUGUUUCGGUACUUAUAUUAGCUUUAUUUGAUUCGUUUUUGUGUUGUUUUGUUUUCGUGUUUAAUUAUUAUUGAUUUUUGAGGUGUCUCGUUUCGUAUUGUAACGCGAAUUAAUAUACUUAUGAUU